Chlorella variabilis is the source of this 1041-nucleotide messenger RNA. RefSeq lists its product as hypothetical. Gene Ontology annotation, molecular function: pseudouridine synthase activity; RNA binding. Gene Ontology annotation, biological process: tRNA pseudouridine synthesis; mRNA pseudouridine synthesis. NCBI's taxonomy places the organism in Eukaryota, Viridiplantae, Chlorophyta, Trebouxiophyceae, Chlorellales, Chlorellaceae. The record is from RefSeq and is a predicted model, not a curated record. Gene Ontology annotation, cellular component: nucleus. The transcript has 9 exons. The coding region runs from base 1 to 1041 and encodes 346 amino acids.
AUGUCACCGCCGGCGGGCAUGCGGCAUGUACAGGCGGGGCCCGCCUCCACCGCCGCCGCUCCCGCUCCCGACAGUGAGGCAACGCCGCCACACCGUGCUCCAGGGCCCCACCGGGCCGGCAAGCGGAAGGUGGCGCUGUUUGUGGGCUACUCAGGCACCGGCAGGCGAGGGCUGCAGAUGCAGCGCAGCAGCGCCCCAGAGGAGACGAUAGAGGAUGUGCUGGAGGAGGCCAUCUUCCAGGCGGGCGGCAUCCUGCCCUCCAACCGGGGCAACCUGGGCAAGGUGCGUGUGUUUUCCGUCCAGCGCGUCAGCAAGUCGUGGAAUGCUCGCAGGGAGUGCAUCCGGCGCAGCUACAGCUAUUUUGUUCCGGCAUCGGUGCUGGGGCUGGCGCUGGAUGGUGGGAAGGAGGACCAGCGGCGGCUUCAUCUGCUGCAGCAUGCCAGCAGCAAGAAGGGACAGGUGCAGGUGGCCUGGAAGUUUGAGCGGGACGAUGCUGACCCCAUUGUGCGGCGACACUUUCGUUUCAUCGAGUGGUGCCGGGCCGGUACAGAGUUGGAGGUGCUUGUUCCCGGUGGCCAGCCGUGCAUCCAUCUCAGCCUACAGGGCAGCAGCUUCAUGCUGCACCAGAUACGCAAGAUGGUGGGCAUGGCGGUAGCGGUGGCGCGUGGGAACCUGCCAUUGGAGCUGCUGGAGUUCUCGCUGGCCACCCCCGCCCGCAUCAACCUGCCUCUGGCACCGCCCAGCACACUGAUGCUGACGGGAGCACUGUUCAGCCCAUUCAAGCGCAGCUGGUCGGGCCAGGCAGCGGUCGCGGCGCAGUGGACGGGUGAGGUGCUGCAACUCAAGGAGCAGGGAGUUGCAGCACAGCAGCAGUUCCUGCGGGAGGCCAUGCUGCCGGCGCUGGAUUCCCUGCUGGCGAGUGAGGAGUGGCGGCACUGGGAGCUGGACCUGGACAGGCUGUGGUUCGACAAUGCAGAGGUGCAGGAAGUGCUGGAGGGUUUAGACACUAGCUCCAGCGCCUUCAAAGAAGGCCUUUCUUAG